This is a messenger RNA of Melanotaenia boesemani (Boeseman's rainbowfish), 2486 nucleotides long. It is a transcript of the gene nat14, whose product is annotated as N-acetyltransferase 14 (GCN5-related, putative). The record is from RefSeq and is a predicted model, not a curated record. Gene Ontology annotation, molecular function: N-acetyltransferase activity. Lineage: Eukaryota; Metazoa; Chordata; Actinopteri; Atheriniformes; Melanotaeniidae. The transcript is spliced from 4 exons. The coding region runs from base 940 to 1770 and encodes 276 amino acids.
GAAUUACAAGAAAAAAAUAAUGCUAUAAUUAUUUAUUCCUAAUGAAAAUUGCCUAAAUUAAGCUGCAAAUUCUCAUUAAAUAGUUAAAUCGUGACAGGGAGAGUGAACUUUAAAGUGAUACACAAGUAUGCAGUUCUGCACAAUGAUUACUUUUAUUUAGCUUGAGCUAAAUCUUAAAUACUUGCACUCCUACGCUGUGGUGGUGAAAACGGAUCUGAUCGCUAUCUCCGCUUUUGGUCAAGUGUAGGCAGCACUGUUAACGCCAUUGGGUAUUCCCGUAGCAUUUACGCAGUGCGGAUUGUACGUACGCAAACGGCGUACAUCAACACACUGACAACGUGUUAUGGAGCAAUAAACGGCGUGAGUUUGUAAUGAGAAUUCCGCUCCUUCCGCAAGGAUCGACAUUGUGGUCAUUCAAUUAAACCCACACGGACUCAAAACAGAAACCCACGCAGCGUGUAUUUCCCGUCUUGCAGCUCGUUUGAAGCUGUGCUGUGCAGAAGGUCUUCUGCCUUUCGGUUGAUGAUAGCAGUCACAAUCGGAGACAAGAGUUGCGAACUGCGUACAAUAACGGUGUGAUAUACAUUUAGCUUAUCCCUUAUAAUCCCUUUGUAUUUGUUUUUUGAGUGGGCCAGCGGGGUUGUGUUAUUACUGUGCAACUAUUUUCUCACUGGAGAUAUUAUAUAGCGUAAUAACGUUGGAACACAUUUGAGUUACAGUAUUAAUUGUAUGCAGUAUUAUAGAUAACACAAUAAUUCACAGUGUAACUGUGACUUCAACAUAUUCAUUCAAUGAUUCAAUAUGCUUUACAAAAAGAAUACUCAACUGCAUAUCAUACAGUCUUCUCUUUAAUGUCUUUUAGGAUCCUUGUGCAAACAGAGUGGAUCCUGGAGUUUGCAGACAAAAAGUGAAGCAGCUGUUAAAGCACAAAGCCUAAACAUGGUGAGGCUAGAGCUGGACCAGGUGGUGAUGAGGAGGAUGAAGGAGGACGACAUUGAGAUGGUCAAAGCUCUCAUUAAGGAGGGCUGCGAGGGCACAGAGAAUCGUCUCAUCCUCCACAUCCUCACUCGUCCGCUCUGCCUUUUCAUCUUGGCUGUUCUGUCCUCCAUCCUACGUUGCCUUGUUCACUCUUUUAUCCUGGCGCUUGCUAUUCCUGUCUUCCUGCUGAUUGUCUUUCUUAAGAUCACCAUGCCACGGUCAACAGGGGUUCUGGGCAGCAGCCGUCCCUACUGGGACUAUGUGGGCAGCAGCUACAGAGGGACCCAAGAUGAGACACUGCAGAAUCCAUAUAGCAGGAUCAGUGGAAAGACCCCAGGAACAAAAAAGCCAAGGCGGAGAAUUGGCUCCAAAGACAAAGACAAGGAGAUGUCAUCAGAGAAGAUCACCCCAGAGAGGGAACAGGCAGCAGGUCAGGUGUGGGUGGCAGACUGCGAGGGGGAGAUUGUGGGCUGCAUCUUCCGAGAGAGUGACAAGCGAGCGGGCAUCAGCAGGAUCUGCAGGUUGGUGACGGGCUCCUGGUACCGCAGGGAGGGUCUGGGCCGGCUGCUUGUCCAGAGUCUGGAGCAGAGAGAGUGGGAAAACGGAGCGCACAGAGUGUAUGCACACAUCCCUUAUCCAUCCAAGGUGGGGGAAGCCUUCUUCAGAAAAGUGGGCUAUCGGCAGCUGGAGGAUAGGACUAAUGAAGAGGACGAUGAUGAGCUGAAGAAAGAGACUCCAGAGAGAGGUUUUAUGGGAUACCCCCUCACUAAGGUGUUCUAUAAAGACUUGUGAGUGAGUGAUGUUGGACUGGGGACCUACAGUAAGUGAAAAUGCUGGAUUUCCCCUGAGUGUGACAAUGUCAUUGCUGCAGCAUGUUUAGUUAUUUAAGUUAAUUUAUCUAAUUUUGUGUUAUUUAUUCCCUUAUUUAUUUAUUAUAUGAGUCGAUGUGCUUGUUAAAGUACUUCUAUCACUCUUUCAUCUGAUAUUAAAUCUUAUUUUUAUUUUCUCAGUAUUUAAUAAUGCAAAAACAUUUUGAUGCUGAACUUUAAACAUACAUAACAAAUAAAAAUAUUUCAGUAAAACGUGUUUUCUAAACUUUGUGUAUGUAUGGUUCCUUUCUCAAACUUUUAAGCACAGCUGCCAGUAAGAGUGUGAUUGAAUGCAUCUGUAUGUGUGUGAAACUAUACAGAUGUGUAGGUGUUUGUACAGUUACUGUAUAGGAAGUAUGUGUGGUUUAUGUGAAUAUGCAGAAUUAAUCCGCUUUUAUCUCUGCGCUUCUUGCCUGUCAUUGCUCACCUUCGUAUACAGUUUGUGACUCAAUGAGUCUGCAAAACAAACGUGUUCUCAUUUACUUGCUCCUUGUAGUUUUCAUAUUAAAUGUUGAGGUAUAAAUGACUAUUAGAGGUGCACAUUAUGCUUUUUUCUACUGUUGUUGCCCCUAAUUUUUAUGUUAAUUGAACAAAUAAUUGAAUGGAAUUACUUUAUUCUGUUCUAUAAAGUUAAAAUUA